CAGGUUGUGGAACCCGUGUUUUCGUGCCACGCUGUCAGCCACGGCCAGGCCUCCAGGGAUGUGCACAGCCCACGUGUUGGUAAAGACCUUCUGGCCGCGGGCAUCAGUUGUCAGCAGGACCAAGGCUCCUGCUGCUGCUACCACCCAUAGCAACCAGGGCCUCAGCUCCAUGGGGGGGCAGGAGGCCGGAACCCUGGAGCUCCGUCUCCUUGGCCUAGUCACAGGGCUUCGGCUCCCACGUGCUUGCUCACUGCCUGUGGCCCGGGGUUGACUGGUGGGGGCAUGGAGCCAAGAUGGGCAGGGCUUUCGGGGAGAAUGAGGGCUGCUGGCUCCUGGGGAACCCGGGCGGGGAAACUUUUCCAGGCGAGCGCCGCGGCGGCUCGGGCGCCCCUCGGCCGAGCGGAGAGCCCGGCGGCGGGGGCCUGGGCUCGGCGCGGUCCCCGCGCCAGCAGCAGCGUCACGGUGCGGAGGCGGGGAGGCGCGGCGGCGCGGCCUCGGCCCGGCCGGCGACCAGGGCAGGGCUCGGCCUCGCUCCGGCUCGGGCGGGGGCAGCGGCCGGGCCGCGGCGGCGCGGCUUGUUUACUCGGGCCGCUGUCACGGCGGCGGCGGCCCGGGCUCCUCCUCCUCCGCCGCCGCGCCCCUCCCCCUCGCGGCGCCACCUCCGCGCUCCCCCGGCCGCAGCCGCCGCCGCCGGCCCGGGCCCGCCGCGCAGCCCAGCCCAUGCCGCACAGCCCCGGCCCGCGUUCGGAGCGCGAGCGCCACACGCCCCUGCAAGCCCGGCCCUGCGGCCUUCUGGGGCGCCCGCUGCCUUGACUCCCGGUAGGCGCAGGUAGGACGUGGGGCCGGUGAUCCCAAAGCCCUCACGGCCGCCAGCGCGCCCCCCAGACCCCAGAGUCCGCGUCUCUGCCCCCGGGUUCGGCUCUUCGUACCGCGAGCUCCCUGGGCAGCUGCUUGCGGAAACCCGAACUCGGAACCAUCCUGAGAGGAUGGAAAGGGAAGGGCCUGGAGAGUCAUUCUGAGCCCAGCCUCGGCAGGACUCUGGGAAGCUGGCACUCUCCCCACCUCCGCCACCCGCCCCCAGCGCUUCCCCGCUCUCCCAGCUCUUCCUGAGUCCUGAGUUGAGUGCCCUGGGAUGGCAGACCUGGGGCAUGCCACUUGGAGGUUCUACCUCCCAGCGGUAGGACAAACCUCGCGGCCUGCUGUUAGAGGAGUCACGAUUUUAUUUGCUUCUGUUUAGACAGGUGGAUAUAUAAGCAGAAGUAACCCACCUCCUUUUAAUCCCCCCCACCACCACCAACGACAUGCCAGGCACCCAACUAGUCACUUCAGAUUAUCUCCUCCUUAGGUACAUUAUUUAAUCCACAUAAUCCUUUCAGGCUGACAUUAUUAAUCCCAUUUUACAGAUAAGGAAACUGAGGUGCACAAAGUUUAAAUAAUUUUCCCUAAACUAGCAGGCUUCAGAGCCUGGAAGAGACCUGGGGUUUUGGCAGAGUCUGAAUCCAACUACUUGCAAUAUACCAGCCGAAGCCUCUCCCUCCCUGGGUUCCUGCCCUAGAAAACGUCUGUGCUACUUGGCUGAGGUGGACACUGCUUGAGCUGAGAAAGAAAAGAGGGAAAAUGUGGCCAAAAGCUCUGCAGACUGGGUUAUUCCAAGGUCGUGGAGUAGCCUCUGCCCAUCCCUUCCCACUCCCUGUGAGAUAACCUGGCCAGCAGAGUGCUAUCCUGUCACCUCCUUCACAAAGGUUCCGGGAUAAUGAUAAAAACAAAUGCCACUGAGUGCUUACUGGAGCCAGGCACCAUUCUAAGCCAGUUCCAUGUAUUAACUCUUUUUAUUCUCACCACAAACCCUAUGAGAUAGGUACAGUGCUGUUUUCCUUUAGGAGCUUGUAUUUAAUUUUAUUUUGAGACAGGGUCUUGCUAAGUUGCCCAGGCUAGCGGGAACUUGUGAUUCUCCUUCCUCAUCUUCCCCAGUUAGCUGCCCAGAUAGCUGGGAUCACAUGCAUGU
Molecule: messenger RNA, 2005 nt
Organism: Sciurus carolinensis (gray squirrel)
Lineage: Eukaryota; Metazoa; Chordata; Mammalia; Rodentia; Sciuridae
Exons: 2
Coding region: 283-813 (176 amino acids)
Source: RefSeq, a predicted model, not a curated record